CUGGAGGUGAGGGAGUGCACACACGGUGGAUGGUUGACCAUAGGUCUAUAAUUCACGUGUUCCUGAGCAGUUCACCCAGACAAAGAUGUGAUCCACAUCAAACUAGCACCCGGGUACCUAUUUUCUGCUAGGAGAACUAGGGUAUGUGUGUGUUGACGUACCCACUUCUCUACCUACCCCAGGAUUCAACCCUGCCUGUCUGUUGUGAGCCAACGUCACUUGGUACCAUUUAGCCCGCAGCUGCCCUAUGUAGUGAUCACUAUUUCAGAGUUCAGUAUGUUUUCGCUGCUGCGUCUGCUGGUGGUAAUGCUGGCAGUGAUGCUGGCGGUGGUGAACCCUGGAAGAGCAGACCUGGAAGUGUUACCAGGUGCUGACACUGUUGUCAUCCCUGGAACAACACUACCAUAUCUUCUUAUCCAGCAUGAUGACAAUUAUCCAGAUGGAGAAACAUGGCACUCAGCCUUCAACACAAGUUCUGCUGGCCAGGAAUUACAAGAGUCAACAUUCAGUGGUGGCAAUACUGAUGGUAGCACCACUUACAAUACCCUAAAAAUCACUACUACAACUGAAGAAGAACUGCCAAUACCCGAGCCACUGAUCCACCACUGGCACAGAGGUCACGACUUGCUGCCACAGGGGUAUAUUAAUCGACACCAUGUAGUUAGCCCUAGGAAUAAUGGUGUAAGUUAUUUUCCUAAUUUAAGGGGAAUCCCUCGGCUUUCAUUACCAUACAAUCCACCAAAUGUUGGGCAACGCCAGAUUAAUCGUUUUCCAAACCAAGACUAUACCAACCAUGCUUCUAGUUACAUUCAAAAUCAAAAGGUAAAUCAGCAAAGCUUAACCCCAAUAGCACCAGCAAUGAACACAAGAGUAACAAAUAGUCUUGCCCAAAACCCAUUUUCUCCCUUACACAACAACCCACACCCCAUUCCUAACACAGAACCCUUCCCCAAACCUCCAAAUAUACACCAACAAUUAGGACGGCAAGAUUUGCAACUAGACAAGUUUAGAGUACUUUCUAGUAAUCAGCAUCAGCCUUACAAGAGUGACCCAGGCACUGAAUUAUCCAUUCAUGACCUGACUAGUAUAUUCUACAAAGAAAACAAAACUCCUUUACAUUCUUCAGUUUUUCAUGCUUUGCCUAAUCACAAUACAGAUGGGAUAAACAAUAGAGUUAAUAAAGCAGUAAAUAAUAUACAUACUAAGAACUACAGGACUCCAAUUUCUUCAGAAACUCCACUAUCUCUUAAUAGCAACAACAGGAGACAGAGUGAGAGCACUUAUGCAAGAACACCUCUAAAACCAUACUAUCCAGCAAUAACCAGAGACAAAACACUUUAUAGUAGCAUUCAGAGAAGUCAUUUGCAUUACCCUCCAAGUGUGUCCUAUGGGGAGCCAUACUUCAGCCGUGGCCCUCUAAUUGCUCGUCAACAUGACCAUGAACACUAUUUUAACAAGAUCACACAUUAUAAACCCAAUAUUUAUAACAGAAACAAUCAGCUCAGCAUGCAAAUAGACAAGAACAUUUACCAAGCAAGACCAAACACGAGACAAUUUUCCCAAAGUCAAAACUUCAAUGAUCUGUUACAUCAAAAUAUGAACCAUAAUUCUUUGAAGAGCAUAGCAAGGCUUAAUUAUGCCAAGUUGCCCAGUGGUUACGAAUCACCUACAUCAACAUUUGAAGUGUUGGUCAAUAAGGAACAAGAGAGCAUUCAUAAUCAUACAUUAAGCACACGCAGUUUAGAAAAAACUGAGAGGCACAAUUUUCCCACUCGAUUCAAUGGCCACAGUGGCCCUUUUGUCAUGAACUGAUAUCCAUGGUUGAUGCAUGCAUCUACCUAUCUGAAAAUAUUGAGAGAUUUUUAAUUUGAUGGAACCCUCAUAUAUACACAAUACAUGCAGCAUUCAGUAAUGCUAAUAAACGUAAUUUAGGAAGCAGUGUUAGAAGCGGAGUCUUGAAUCCACACAUGCACACAAAUAGAGAUUGAACAAUGGAAUAAGUGUAACAAGAACUGGAAUGUCUUUUCUUUAAAAUUAUACAAUGAAGUUGGGACACCAAAACCAUGACUGUUCCUGUAACGAUGGAAGAUUCAUUAUUUCAGCAUUCUACAAUGUGUGUACAAAGAUGGGUGCAUGCAAAAAGCCCAUUAGUAUGCAGAGCAUUGUAUAGCUACAAAUUGGUAAUAAAAAAUAGGUACACCAUAAUCUCUCACAAAAAGGGGGCUGCAAAAUAAAG
Messenger RNA from Cherax quadricarinatus, 2236 nucleotides. RefSeq lists its product as uncharacterized. Lineage: Eukaryota; Metazoa; Arthropoda; Malacostraca; Decapoda; Parastacidae. The record is from RefSeq and is a predicted model, not a curated record.